This is a messenger RNA of Aspergillus puulaauensis, 1122 nucleotides long. Its product is annotated as polysaccharide lyase family 1 protein. Lineage: Eukaryota; Fungi; Ascomycota; Eurotiomycetes; Eurotiales; Aspergillaceae. The transcript has 4 exons. Gene Ontology annotation, molecular function: pectate lyase activity. The coding region runs from base 1 to 1122 and encodes 373 amino acids. The record is from RefSeq and is a predicted model, not a curated record.
AUGAAAGUGCCUCUUUUCCAACUUCUCUGCCUCAAUGCCGUAUUUGCCAGUGCGCAGGUCGUCUCGGGAGCUGCAGAGGGCUUCGCAGCUGGUGUGACUGGCGGCGGUGAUUUAUCCCCUAGCUACCCCGAAACCAACGAAGAGCUGGUGGCCCUGCUAGAGAGUGACGACCCCCAAGUGAUCGUCCUAACUAAGACGUUUGAGUUCGUCGACACCGAGGGCUCUACAACCGAAGACGGAUGCGCGCCGUGGGGCACGGGGGAGAGCUGCCAACUCGCGAUCAACGCGAAUGGGUGGUGUGGCGACAACCCAGUCGCAACGGUCACGUAUGAUAAUGCAGCCAUGAACAGCAUCCGGAUCAAGUCGGACAAGACACUUGUCGGCGAGGGUGAUACGGGUGUGCUCAGUGGGAAGGGGCUGUAUCUCGAGGGCGGUGUUUCCAACAUCAUCGUGCAGAAUAUCAAGAUCACGAAUAUGAACCCUCACCUCGUCUGGGGCGGCGACGCCUUUACCCUCUUUGGCGCGGACCUGGUCUGGAUCGACCACUGUGAAACCUCCGUCAUCGGACGCCAGCAUUUCGUGACUGGCUUCAAUCCCAACACCCGCAUCACCUUGUCCAACAACUUCUUCAACGGCGAGACCACCUACUCGGCCGGGUGCGAUGACUACCACUACUGGACCUUGGAGCUGGUCGGCGUCGGGGACGAAAUCACCUUCCAAAACAACCACAUCUACCACACCACCGGGCGUGGACCGGCCCUCUCCGGCACAACCCUCUUCCACGCCGUGAACAGCGUCUGGUCCGACAUCCCAGGACACGCCAUUGAGGGUGGGGACCAGGGCCGCGGGCUGUUCGAAGGAUGCUACUUCGAAGACGUCAGCGAGAUCGCGCCCGCGGAGCCAGAGAACCAGCUCUUCAGCGCGAGUGACGAGAACGCUGCCUCGUGCGAGUCUGCGCUUGGGCGGGCAUGCGAACCCAAUGGAUACAGUGGCUCCGGUGCGUUUGACAGUUCGAAUUCGGACUUUUUUGGCGACUUUGCAGACCUGACGAUUGCCCCGGCCGGUUCGGCAACGGAUGCUCUGGCUUAUGUUCCUGAGAAUUGUGGAAUUGGGCGCAUUUGA